ACACUUUUAUACACCCUGAUGGAAAACAAAGAUCUGUACAUGUAGAUAGUGAGCCAAAAGUUGUACAAAAGGCUUGUAAAGGUCUCAAAAUAAGAGAUGGAAAUAUUGUAUCUGGAAAGAGAGGAAGAGGAACAAAUUGGGCAUUAGGUUACCAUGGACUUACGAAGAGUGGAGAAGAUCACAUACUAGAGGAUACUGCAAACCAAGUCAGGAAAGAAAUUGAGAGAUGUGACAUGUACAGUGAUGGUAUAAUGAUGCACAGUUUGACAGGUGGAACAGGAUCAGGAUUAGGAUCUCGUCUGUGUGAGGCCAUGAGGGAGGAAUAUCCCAUGAACCAUCUGAUUUCCUGUACUGUGGCACCAUGUUUGACAGGAGAAAGUCCGUUACAGAACUAUAAUGCUUUGCUAACACUGUCAUAUCUUCAAAGGAAUACUGACUGUGUUGUUCUGACCUAUAAUGAUGAUGUUCUCGGAAAACUGCAGAAAAAGAUGGAGAGCGUUUCUUUUGAUGCCAUGAACACCUCUAUAGCAUCUGCUCUUGGUGGAGUAUUCCUGCCCACAGAUACUAUGUCACCAAAAAGUGGGCCAAGUAUAGGUAUGGAACCUUGGGAGAUGAUAAGAUCAGUUUGUCCUCUUCCAGCAAAUAAAUUUAUACAGGUCCAUCAUAUAGCUAAAAGUAAGCUGUCUUGGGCAGGAUUACAGAAACAGAUGAGUCAAGGCAUUAGGCGACAUGAUAGCAAAGGAAAUGUAUUUGGUAGUAUAGGUAAUGUAGUGAUAGCACGAGGUGAUAGCACAGAGACUUUUUAUCCUCAGAUGACACAGGGGCUGGAGAAAAAGUUCCGUAAAUCUUUCAACACUGUCAGUUGGAAUCCCUUUCCUAUAGAUAUCUGGACUGGUAUGAGUAAAAAGUAAAAUAACAAAAAUACCAAACUCUGAGAAAAAUUCUAAAGAAAAGUCAUAAGCCUAUAGCAAAAUCAAAAGUUCGAACACAUCAAACAAAUGGAUUACAAAUGCCAUAUUCCUGACUUGGGACAGGCUUUUUAUAUGUAGAUAAUGAUAAAUUAAACCUGGUUUUAUAGCUAGCUAAACCUUAAAGGAUAUGUUUAAUUAUUAUACUUCCUGCAAGAAUGUCCUUCUUUAGUAAAAUUGCUCUAUUUUUGCAUAGUUUUUAAAAGAAAUGUAUAGAGUUAACUGCACUAUGCGAUAAUAGUAUGCAUUACUGUU
This is a messenger RNA of Mytilus californianus (California mussel), 1223 nucleotides long. Its product is annotated as tubulin delta chain-like. The transcript has 9 exons. Gene Ontology annotation, molecular function: GTP binding; structural constituent of cytoskeleton. Bases 234 to 911 code for a protein of 225 amino acids. Gene Ontology annotation, cellular component: cytoplasm; microtubule. Gene Ontology annotation, biological process: microtubule cytoskeleton organization; mitotic cell cycle. The record is from RefSeq and is a predicted model, not a curated record. NCBI's taxonomy places the organism in Eukaryota, Metazoa, Mollusca, Bivalvia, Mytilida, Mytilidae.